Molecule: messenger RNA, 1510 nt
Organism: Meira miltonrushii
Lineage: Eukaryota; Fungi; Basidiomycota; Exobasidiomycetes; Exobasidiales; Brachybasidiaceae
Product: Arabinanase/levansucrase/invertase
Exons: 1
Coding region: 143-1249 (368 amino acids)
Biological process (GO): carbohydrate metabolic process
Molecular function (GO): hydrolase activity, hydrolyzing O-glycosyl compounds
Source: RefSeq, a predicted model, not a curated record
GUCGGCAUAUGAAUGCUUCUACAAAGAACAAAGGUGGGGAGAAUAUGUGGAUCCGUGCGAGAAAUAUAAGAAUGGUCCCGCAUUCUGACUUCUUUCUUUUCUUUUCUUUAGAACUACCAUAUACCCCUAGUCAUCUUUCGGAAUGCAUUGCUAUCGCCCCACUCAAAGUUUCUGUCAAGCAAUCUUGUUAUGCAUUGCGUUUAUAAGACUUGCAAAUUGUUAUGGACGUAUCAUUAAUCCCAUAGGUCAUCACGCCGAUCCUCAACCUAUAUCCCGCAUCCAAGACGAUGGCAAAAGAUGGUACUACUUCCCUAGUGCAAAUGGAAGUGAAGCAGAAGUGAACAUGUUUGCUUCUACAAAUCUCAACGACGUCUAUUCUACCAACGCACCUUGGAAUAGACAUUCAAUCUUCAAUUUUACCAAAAAUGAUCAGCAAAAUCCAGAAGCACCUGCAAUGUUCAAAUGGAACGAAACAAAUUAUGUCAUGUACGUCAGUAGCAAUGGGCCAACGGGAAAUAGAAUCUAUGCGUUGCAUAAUGAUGGCAGGGAUCUAACCUCAGGAUGGACGUUUGCGGGAGUAGUGUCAUACUCGGACGGAACAACUUUGAUCGGAUAUGACGCAUUUGCCUUAAGCCAUCCAAACGGGAACAAAUACCUAUUCUAUACAAAUACAACUACGAUCUUUGUCAAUAAACUCUUACCCGAUUAUGGAUUUGCUACCCUUCAACCGAAACAAGGUGGAAACGGCACAAUUGUUGCAUCUCGUGUAGAGCUACCAUUUACCGAAGCGCCUGCGGUGUUGAUUAGUGGGGACAAAUUAAACUUUCUCUACAGCCAAAAUAGUUUCUUCAGUCCAAAUUAUACCACGUACAACAUCCCUGUCUCAACAGACGCAGAUCCAUUAGAUCCUGACACAUGGUCGAAGCCUAAGCCGGUACAAGUGUUGGCUUCUAGUGAGAAGAAUGGUGUAUACGGAACAGGAUCGGUUGGUGCGUUCACAGGGCCGGAUGGAAAGCCAUGGCUUGCAUAUACAUGCUUUUACCAACAAAAGGCAUUUGAUCGGUAUACGUCUGAUCCUCGAUACGUGCAGGUUCAGCCACUUCAUCUUAUGAAUGACGAAAUUCAACCACUCAUUCCCGUCAAGCCUGGCCACAAAAUGCAAAAGGCCCAAAAUGAUGCCUACAUUCCAAGGUAUACAAAUCUGGAUCUACGCUUCUUCAAAAAACCUCCUGUACGGGAAGGAAAAUGAGCAAUACCUUCUCCUGCUCAAUACGCUCGAUCGCAAGCAGAUCGAAAGGUGUAUUGCUUUUACCUAAAGCGAUGCUCAACAGUACAUAGCAUUCGAUUUGCUUUUGUCAUCGUUAUGACCGAUUCGACAAAUUAACCGCUUCAACAUUUUAGCGGCCAAUCGAGCAGAUAUUGUCAUACUCAAUCACCAGGAAGAUCAAGGGGCGAUGAUGGUGAUCAAAUGCGUAAGAAAGUGAUGCAGUGUUCUUUGGCGUGUGAUUGG